Molecule: messenger RNA, 4260 nt
Organism: Aedes albopictus (Asian tiger mosquito)
Lineage: Eukaryota; Metazoa; Arthropoda; Insecta; Diptera; Culicidae
Product: ankyrin repeat domain-containing protein 27
Exons: 3
Coding region: 622-2901 (759 amino acids)
Biological process (GO): neuron projection morphogenesis; early endosome to late endosome transport
Cellular component (GO): early endosome; transport vesicle; tubular endosome
Molecular function (GO): SNARE binding; guanyl-nucleotide exchange factor activity
Source: RefSeq, a predicted model, not a curated record
ACUCCAACAACAUCCAGUCUGUCACAAGUGCAUACAGCUGAUCACGAACCAUGACUUUGUUUUUGCUUUGUGAAAUAGUUGAAACUUUGUCAAUUUCCACCGCAGACAGUACGCAUACUUCCAUACACAAAACCAGGCAUAUCAAAUCCUUAGGCAUGGAAAAGUAAGCAUAAGAUUAGCACGCUAAGCUAUUGAAUCAUCGCUAUCAGUGGUAUACAUAUUGCCAUAGGCAUAUAGAUUGCAAAAUUGAAGUUCAAGUUAGAGGACUACACAGGCGAUUACUCGGACCGAGCGCGAAUGCCUUUCUUCGAUGUAGGCUCAUAGGCGCACCAGAGGCAUGAUGCAAAAGAACAUGGCUGUGUAAGGAAAUCGAGUGUAGUUGUACGACGAUUACACACUGUUUAUACCGUGCAGUGUCUGUACCCCAGGUAGGCACGUCGAAGUGAAAGAACGCAAUGCAGAAACACAAAGAUGACUUAGAAAUGUAUGGAGGGUACUCAGUCUAGAGGUAUAUCAAUUUCAGGUCGCUGCUUUUUGUAGUCCUGUGGUUUUCGGUGGCGACAGUCGUAUUUUGGGCCCUUUAAAAUGUGAUAGGAUCGAGGAACGCCAUCAAAAUCGACAAUGGACGUGCAAUAUGAUGAAGACCUCUCGAAGAACGCCUUCUAUCGUAAGCUACAGACCGAUCAUCAAAUUUUCCUGGAGACGGCGCCCAUCGAAGGAUGGAUCAUAUGUGUGCCGCGCAGUGGAACUAUCAACGAGCGAUGCCUAGUGGAUCAAGACUUUCUGCUAGCUCAGAUAUUGGUGCCGAAUGAAGAGCUUCGCGAAACGCACUUCACCAAUCUGAGCUGUGCAGAUGUUCGACUCAACGCGCGUCAGCUAAUUACUGGUGGGCUGAAAAUUACCAUUCUGUUCGAAGAGGUGUUCUACACAAAUGGCCUUAAAUUCAAAGUGUGGUGUGUUGAAAGACCUCUAUGCGAUACGCGUCCUUACGGCAUCGUAAUCGAAGAUGAUCUCGGAAGAUUAACAACCAUCACGAAACUUCAAGACGCAGUGGAGUUCAUACGAUCUGUAGCAAAGCCACGAUACGUCUUUUCCAAAAUCGAUGCAUCCGUUCAAAGCUUUACCAAAUCUAAAUCUGAUUCUAAUAAGUGGAAUCUCAAACAGUACAAAGAGGAUGUCAGAAAACUCUACAUUCAUUGUUUAGAAAUAAUGCUACAAAAUCGCAAAUUGAAAGAUAGAUGCCAGAAAGAUACCCACCUAAAGCGCAAUGUCAAGCUAGCCGUAGAAACCUACAUGAUGGACAAGCUGUACGAUCACGUGAAAGACGUAAUCAACAUCUGCCAACAGGAACAGGUCGAAUCCUUCAACAAAACCAUUCGAAAUCUCUCGGAUAUUCACAUCAGCGAAAUGAACCUAAAGCGAAGCUACGCUGACGUAAUCCCCGUGGUCAAGAAGGAGCUGCUCAGGAUCGACGACUGUCGCACAGCCAUUGAUAAGAGCGCUUGUUUGAGGAAAGCUUUCGAGAUAAUUGCCCGCGAGCAGGCCGGCGCCGCAGGAGCAAAGAACGGCGCAGCGGUGCCAGGACCGAAGCAGAUGGCGACGAUGGACGAUGUGAUUCCCUUGUUGAUAUUCGUUAUCACGAAGACGGGCCUCACCAAUUGGAUCAUGAACUUAACGUUUCUCAAAGAAUUUCAACUGAGUGAAACGACCACUCCGACAUCGAAGGACAAAUACGGUCAGAAUACGUACCUUUUAACGACCUUAGAGGCGGUCAUCGUCUACAUAAGUUGCUGUAGUAUUGAGCGUUCUCAACGCCUGGGAAUAGAUCUUAUGUCAGACGAAGAUAUCCAGAUGAAGAAAUAUGCCGAGAUGAGCUUCAAAAAUGCAGAUCAGUUUCUCAACUACCUGUUCACGUUGAUGAAAAACGGCGAAGAAGAGGAAAUAUUGAAUGUAUUUCAAGAUUUUAACAACAGUAUGGAAUCUGAUAUAGAUCCAACCAUUAAAAAGUGUCAUCCCCUUUGCAGUUGCGUUAGAUGCGAGUCGAUGCCCUAUCAACCACAUAUAGAUGAUCGCAACCAAAACGGUUUAGCGGCGAUUCACCUCGCAGCAACGUUAGGCAGUCCCAAGUUGCUCACCAUCAUUCUGAACCUGAAACCGAAUGUAGAUGCGGUGGAUGCCAAGAACUGGACUGCGUUGCAUUACGCUGCAGCUAACGGUCAUCAAAACUUGCUUUUGCUCCUCCUCCACGCGGGAAUCAACAUCAACAGUACCAGCAACGAUCAACACACAUCGCUUCAUUUAGCUUGUCUAAAUGGCCACAGCGGAUGUGUGAAAGCUUUGCUGUACUUUUCGGAGCACAUGAAAAUACACGUGGAUAUUGAUGCCCAAACGCAACUCGGGCAAACUGCUCUUCACUACGCUGCCAAGUGGGGAUUCUCGGAUAUUGUGGAAACGCUGCUCGAACAUUCCGCUACUGUCAACGUAGUAAAUCGUGUCGGAGCAACUCCCGUAAAAUAUGCCCACAAUUGCAAGAUUUUGAAGAUGCUGAAGGAUGCACACGCAGAUGAACAAAGGCGACGGAAAUCUUCCAACAGCAGUCCUGUCCGAAACGAGGACUUUGUGCUAAUUUCCGAUGAAGACUUGCUGGACGACGAAGUCUUCCUGGAGUAUCGGAACAUCGACGAGAUGAAGCGAAUUGACAAAGCAGUAACUGCAAUCGCAGCUUACGACACUAAAUUGGCCUGCUAUUACUUGGGCUUGGAAGUCUUCCCAUCAACUCCGGUGAUCAACUCAUCUUCCCAGAAAGACUUCAUAUCUGAGAAAGUCUGCCACCCGCUCUGCUGUUGUCAGCGAUGUCUCAACGACUCGGCGCACACUGUUGCGGAUGGCAUAAAAACGUGAUCGAAAUUGUUUUGACCAUGAAAACAUGAUUUUUGAUCUUUGGUGUCUUGGGCAAAGUUUUUCUAUAAAAUAAGCCCUAAUUUAUGGAAAAAUCAGUUUUGUGAUCAAUCCCCCUAAAAGUGAGAAACGAUUUCUAUCUUUUUCAUUUGUAAACCAAAAAAAUAUGUUUGUUCAAAGAAGUUGUAGACAAUUUCACUAGAAACAACUUUGCCGAACAUACAAAAUUUCUAUCUUUUGAUUUGUAUGUACAUUUGAGGCGUUUUAUAUGAAGCACCCCUAAAAAUCAGUUUUUUGCUUAUAACUUUUUCUAUGAAUUUUUCACGAUUUCCAAAUGUUCUAGCAAAUGUUUUGCCUUAUUAAAACGCGUAACUUUUGCGAAGAAAGUAUAUAUCUAUCUCUCAUAUUUAUCAUGUUAUUGGAAAUUUCACUUUAAAAAAUGCUUAUGUUUGACAUACCCAUUUGUUAACUUUCGCACGUUUUCGCAGACCAGGAUUUUCACAUUUGAAAAUAUGGAACGAGUUUUAUCUAUUGCAAAUAUGGCCAGUUUUAGCCUGAUUUCGCCUGCAUAUUUAAAUUUACAUACUAGAAAUGACUAUCAUUAUAAAAUGUGUUAUUGUAAAAUGAUCAACAUGUCAAAAAAUGUACUCAGUGCUUUUCUUACAUUAUUUUCCACAUGAACACGCAAAAACGUUUUCACAGAAUCACUUGGAACUGCAUCAGAUGACUUUCCCAUAAAAUUUAAGUUUUUUUUUCAAGAUAAACAGUGGCUCUCAUAGUGGUACGAUAAGUCUCUUCCACAAAAUAAACGAUAUUGUUGAAUGAUCUUGCUAAUGCUCAUAAAAUUUUUCGAGUUCAUGUACACUUUGCAGAAAUAAAAAUUUUCAGAAUGUUUAAAUAACAGCAUCUAAUGAUUCGAUAAAAAUUGGGUUUCAAUUUGUUUACUUGAAAAUUAUUACAUAUCUGUUAUUAUUAACGCAUAUCAUUGAUUAACGUCAUCACUUAUUUCAUUGGUUCCAGUUACUAUCUCGUCAUAUGUUUAGAGCAAAAGGUUGUUCGCAUCCUACGUUUAUGGUGUUCUAGUUUUUUUAGGAAAUAGUCCAAUAUUCCUUAUUAUGGGAUCAGAUGUUUCAAGCAGACGAUGUAGGAGAUCUGUGUUAGUUUAGAUUUUUGGAAACUUACGUCUAUGAUCCUCUCUGUAAUUCCUGGUGUCUUUGUUGCGUGACUCUUGUGCUUCCUCGGACAGAAAAACAUACAUACAGUAACUGGAAGCAAUACAUUUAAUGAUGACAGUAAUCAAUGAUAUGUGUUAAUAUUAACAGAUAAGUUUCAUUUUUCAAGUAAACAAAUUAAAAAUCAAUA